CUGGAGAUGUUGGCUUAACAGGAAGUUAAAAAGAUUCCCGCCUGUGAAUUUUCACUGACUGACAGAAACUCUCGGCAGAAUCUACAGGAUUCAUUGGAAUAUUUUUGGAAUAGGACAACCUUGGAAUUUGCAGUUUUUUUAUCCGUGCUCUGUUUUCUUUAUUUGGCUGCUGUAUCUUAAUUUUUCGUUUUCUUCCAAACAGAUAUUUUUCCCUCUCUUUCCCCCAUUUUCCUGUCGAUCAUCGACACCGUUACUCAUGGUCCAUUCAUAUGGAUCAGCAUCCCUUCAUCAUUAGGGUGGAGUAUGAUGGACGGCAGUCGUCCCUUCAGUGCCCAUCAUUUACAGACUGACUCGCACUUGCUUACAGAAAAUACUUUAUUCGAAACUUUUUCAAAGUUAAGUUACAUUAAGUCCUGCUGAGUAACUUGGGAAAGAUCUAAACCCUUUCGGGGACAAACGACUUUGUUGGUGAAACAUCUGCGAAGUUUUGCAGCCCUGCACUACUGAAAAAACAAGCACUAAGCUUUGGCGUUGAUGACAGGACUUCGCUGGUUAAAAGCCCCACCGAUAUAGAUGCUAACAUCCUUGCAGUGCUUCCCAAAGUUUCAGAGCUAAGGAAGCAAUUUGAAACCACAAUCGGAAGGCAUCCAAAAAGUGAUCCAGAAAUGAACCGGAAAGAGAGGAUAGCACGGAGGCUGGAGGGAAUUGAGACCGACGUUCCCAGCGCUCUUGCUACAAGCAUGCAGCACACAGCCGGCCUGGUAACCAAUCGGCUGCUAGAGGAGGACACACCACGCUACACGCGCGCUUCAGAUCCCAGUGAUGCAGGAAUUGUGGUGCGACGCUACAGUCGUGAUGAGAUUGAAGCUCCAGAUCGACAAUUCCAAACUCGAACGCGCGCAGAUCCACAGCAAACCACUCAUGUUGAUCCAGUCGUCCCAGUCCCAGCAGAGUCCGAUAUAUCCAGCCUCAGCUCAAAAGCCGAACGCAUUGCACGCUACAAAGCCGAACGUCGACGCCAAUUGUCAGAGCGUUACGGAAUCCUGCUCGAUCAGGAAGCGGAUGUGGAUUACGCCCCACGCUACACGCGUGCACGCAGAGUCUCUGACCUGUCGGACAAAGCUUGUCCCCCUGAUAGGGGGCGUGGUGAGAGCAGGACAAGGGGUGGGGCUUUACAAGAUGAAGGGCAGGAACGAAACGGCAGCAAGUCUAAGUACAGCAGUUCAGGGAUGGGGCGGGUCUUUAUGUCCUCUGACUCCGCCCCUGAUCCGGCUUCUCCUCCACUUCCUACGUCAGGCACUAAUGCAGAGCGAGAGAGAGAGAGGGCAAUGAACUUGGAAAAUUAUAGACGAACACCUGACCGAAGUCCCAAAUCCCGUUCGCAGGAUGCGUCGGUUCCCGUGGAAACAACACCGGGCCAGUCAACGAGAGGUGCCACUCAUGUCACAGUGCCAAGUUCUCCUAGGACAGCACGCAGAGCCUCUUUACCUUUGGGGCGGCAUGGUGGUAUUUCUCCUGGAGACCUGUUUAUUGAGCAACAAGCUCAAAACAUCCUCAGCAGACAGGGCCUGGCAGCUCUUUCUCAGAGCGAGUGGUCCCUCAGGAGUGCUGUGGACAGUGAUACGGUCUCACAAAUCAACUGGCCAUCCAGAAUACGAGUAAGAGAGAGACAGGCAAGAGAGGACAUCUUGGGAAGGGACUCUGAUUCAGGGUCAGAUGCACUUUCAUUGAGAACUCAUCCAAACGUUACCCCACCAUUUUUGGCUCCACGGCCUCAAUCUGCAAACCAGCCACGGACACGGAGCACAGAACACUUAAUACAGCCCCUGAGCCAGGGUGCAGAGACCCGUCAACAAAGAGCGCAUAGUGCAGAAAGAUUCCAGCACACUCACAGUAUUGAUUCACCUGCUUACCAGCAGAGACCUGCAAGUGAAGUAUCAAGCAAUCAACGUUCCCAAAAUGUAGGUCCCUCACGCUAUGAGCAGGACCCUGGUGUACACCCCAGCUCCAUGGGCCAUCAGCCAGGUUUCGGGCAAAUCAAGCAAUCUUUACCACGACGAGGUAGUCAAGAUGUUAAACAACAUUCAGAAAAACACAUGCCUUCCCAGCAACCACACCCAGUAAACAAAGACCCCCAGCAGUCACUGCAUGGUUUCAAAGAUGCCCAUCCACCUGUGCAAAAAUUUCGGGCCAUCCUACAGCCAAUGUCUUUGGACCGGGACAGUCACCAAACAACUCAAGCACCUACAACUACUAAAAAGCCUCAGCAUGAACAUACCUUGCAUACACGUCCGACACGUGAACAUAUACAACAACAUGGUCCUGUGCUUGGCCAUGGCCAACCUUUGCAGCAUGGUCUAGUUCAAACACUACCACCAGCCUAUGGACAAACUGUCCAAUCGGCUCCCACUCACGGGUCAAGUCGUCCAUCCCAACCUUCAGUUGUACCCGGAACUCCACUUGGCACAUCUGACAUGCUGGAUGCCAAAGACCACUUGGCUUCACCAGAUGCUAAACGAAAGAACUGUGCUGAUCAGAUUCAGCCCUUAAACAGACAAGAACUUUCAGCAGCCAAUGUGAAUCCACCUUUAGGAGGGCUACUUAAGAGCAGAAAGGCUGUGUUACCUUCGGAGAUUCGUCGCAGGGAAAAGAGUGCGGAUGAUCCCAUCCAAGGACCUGCUGAGGAAGACUUGGAAAGUCAUAGAAUUCGAAAGAUUAGUGAGUCUGAGGUCUCCGAAACAAGAAGUGGAAAAAAGUUGCACCAGUUAGAGGAAGUAAGAGAAGGGCUUAAUGGAAGAGGAGCUACUCUCAUGGAAGAUGGAGCAAUAUCAGGCGAUAAAGUAAUUGAUCUACAAAAAGACAGAGAAGAUCACAGUGUACCUCACAGUCGGUCUGAGGAAAGAGAUGUAGAAAAUGGUUUAAAGAGCAGCUGGACAUGUGAAGAUGUAGGACGUGCCGUAAGAAAGAUUGGGGAAACAGAACAAAGAAAGCAGAGAAGUGGUAAUAAAAUUGAAGGGAAUCAAGGUAAUAAGAGCUUGAACCAAUUAGUGGGCGUAGAUUUGCGAAGUGAAAAGAUUUCUGAAGUCAAAAAAAGAGAACAGAUGGAAGAUGAUGAAAGAAAAAUCCAAACUGCAAAGUCAGUUGAACCAGAGUUUCGAAGUAAUACUAAAGGCAGCCAGGAGGUAGAGGAGCGAGAAGGUCAUAACCCUUUGGCAGAAGGACAUGGUAGGAGGCGACAGGUAAAUCUAUCAGAAAGUGAGGAUGUGCAUGUCAGACGAAGAAGGAUAAGCCAAUCAGAGGAUGGUUGGGAUGGCCGCAGGGUACGUAAAAUUGGCCAUUUGGAUGAAAAGGAAGUUCAAGGAGUUCAUAGAAUCAGCCAAUCAAAUUGUCCUGAAGGAGGUGAUAAAGGACAUCGUCCAAACCUGUCUGAAAAAAUGGACACCACGCCACCGAAGGUACAGCUAACCAAUGAGCAGCAUUCUCCACACCAUAGGCUGGCAGAAGUAGGAGGGUACUUGCAGAGAGGCUCCUCCCUUCCUCAAGCUCAGCAUCGCAGUACCCAGGAUGCAAAUGACCUCAGGCCAAGAGUAAGGAUACGAUCCAUGUCAGACAUUGGGGUGAUUCAGCGGUCUGCUUCGUUGCAAAGCCUGGAGCGCACUCCUGGAAGAGAGCCUGCCAUUGUGAUGGGGGCUGGGCUUAAUGCUAGGGAUACAGGUGCUGUGGCCAAUGGUGAAAUGGGAGCUUUGGACACACGAGUUUCUGUGGCAAAGCUGAGACAUUCCUACUUGGAGACUGUGUCUGGACGCAGGACUGAACUGGAAACUAAAGGAGAGGUGGUUCACAUGGAGAUUGAUCCAACUGUGAGUGGUGACCGUGAACAAGGAGCCCGUCGGCCGAGGCGUUACAUCUCCGCUGGUGAUGACAGGAAGUCCUCUGAGAGGUUUAGAACUCAGCCAAUCACAUCAGCUGAAAGACUGGAGUCUGAUAGGGCCCGACUUAGUCCAGACUUGCAACAUGCAGAGCUGGAUGAAGAAAAAAUGGACGAGCGAGCUAAAAUGAGUGUGGCUGCCAAACGAUCUCUCUUCAGGGAGCUGGAGAAAACCUCAGAUGGAGGCGCCCUGAAACCUCGGUCACGCAAUGCUGCUGUUGAGAGAAGACUGAGACGAGGACAGGAUCGCUCUCGGACACAACCUGUCACAUCAGAGGAAGUAGUGAUAGCUGCUACUUCCCCCACUCCCCCCACCCAUGUCAUCACUGUUCAAACCACUGCUCCCAGAAUCCCCAGCCCUGCCGUAGUCAGCACCUCUAUGACUAGCUUCAGCCUGCAGGCAUCUUCGAGCCACCAGGAGCAAGAAAAAGAUGGUGCUCUAAAAGAGGCGGUGCCAGAAGAAGAGGAGGAGGGUGUUGAGGAACCAGACAUAUCAUCAUUAACUCUGGCUGAGAAAAUGGCAUUGUUCAAUCGCUUGUCACAAGUUCCCGGCCAGUCAUCAAAUGGACCACGACCUGACACACGCCAGAGAAGGGCCAACGCUCGCUUCCAGACCCAACCAAUCACACAGGGCGAAGUUGGCCAGGAAUUGAAAAAUGACGUAGAUCCAUCCAGUCACACUGAUGGACCCACUGUGACUAAUAACAGUGUUGGUCCUCCUCAAAGCGAGCAACUACAAAAUGGAAGUAUGAAAUUGGAGCCUCUCGCCGCAUCACUGGUCCACUCCGCUGCUGCGGCCACCACCCAGGCUUCUGUUGCCACGGUGACAAGCGCUUCCCCAUCAAUGACCGCAGAUGUUCGCUCGGGGAUGUCCACGGCACCCGUCUACGCUCCGGGCUCGCCCAGUCAGACGCGCACCGCUCAGCUCCCAGCCUAUGAGAGAGGGGUUCGAUACUUCAGCCUCACAGAGAGUGGGGAGAAGCCCACACCUGAUAUUCAGUCCCCGCCUCCGGCAGAACCCCUCAGCCAAUCGUCAUGCACCAAGGGUGGGGCCCCGCAGAUUUCACCCAGUGGGAGAAAACAAGAGGAGAGUGGGCGGAGGGGAAGACUCGGUUACUUGGGAAGAGAAGAGAGAGAGUCGGAGCCGCCUCACGUUCCUAAUGCGACCCCACCGCAACACACACAUGUGCUCAGACGCACACCCCCUCACGACGGGGGAAAGACAGAGCUGAGAGACCCGCAGGAGAGGGAGAAACAAAGUACACCCGUCUCGCAAGGAAGCUACUUGUCACCAGACGCUCAUCAGACGGCGAGAGGAAGCAAUACGAGACCCAUCGGCUCAGAUGUCCCUGAUGUCAGUGUCACGGCAAGGUCUGUGAGCAGUGCCGUGGUCUCCUCGAGAAGUUCCUCACACGCACUUCCUUAUCUCCAGCAAACACAGCUGUAUACACCUCCACAACCACAGCUGUACACACCUCCACAACCUCAACGAAAACCCACGCAACACACUCAGGUCCACAUCCAGACGCAAGCAAGACCUCAGCCACAAGCCUACAGUCCAGCUGCAACGCCACCCACACAGCCCAAACCGCAAACUCACCUGGUUUCUGUCCCUAACACUUACAUAGACUCUCAGGCUCCUUUACGACAAGAUCAGACACAACCCAGAAUACCUCCGCAGACGCAGCCGAAACCACAGUCCUUCUCUCCACCCCAGUUGCAUGCCCACAGUCUCCCUCAACCCAAGAUACCCCCUCAAACUCAGCCAAAACCCCAGGGCUUCAUCCCACCUCAAAGUCCGCCCCAGGAGGAGAUCCCGGGAAAAUACGGCCCACCUGGACCUGUUGUCUUCAAAGACCAAAGGCCAGAGAUCCAAGAAGAACCUGAAGCCAUGACAUCCAUGUCGAUCAAAGAAAGGUUGGCUCUGUUGAAGAAGAGUGGAGAGGAAGAUUGGAAAAACAGAAUCAACAAGAAACAAGAAGUUGUACAAGAAGUGGCGUCAGCAAGCGACAAGACGGGACAAAUAUUGGAGGAGCAAGGCUUUAAGAAAAAGGAAGAGCAGACUGUUAUGAGUGAGUUCACAUCAUCUGAACAGCUCUGGGGCCCUGUCUUUUCUUCUACCUACUCUCCUCCACCUCUUCCAUCUUCCCCAAAAUGCCAAUAUGUAGAUCAUCAGGGGCAGAAGCUUGGAGAAGAGAGGGAGGGGCAGAUGUCAAUUGAAGAGAGGAAACAGAUGAUCUCCGUUCGAGAGGAGGCGUGGCAAAGCACAGGAAAGGGCACGGCCAAUGACUCGGCCCAGUACACUGUGGCUGCCAAGAUGGUGAAAAAAGGUCUGACUGCUUCGUCUGCAGUUAUCAGUCCGAUUAUUUCUCCAGUAUCUACUAAAGUAAAGAGCAGCGUCUCCAAACCACAAGAAGAAAUUGAGGCCAGAGGAGAAAUGGAGUCUGAUAAGAAGCUGGAAAAGCUGGAGACGUUUUUGGGCCGUUUGAACAGUAAAGUAUCAGAUUUGCAGGAGACGACUCUGACUGUGACUGAAAAGGCAGUGAAGGAAGUCAUGCGAUUGGAUGAUGAGAUCUUCUCAAAAUUUUACCGCCGCGUGACUGAUAUUCCUCGUACUCUGAGCAGCCGAAUGCAUUUGGAGGAAGACUUUGAUGCCAUCUUUGGAAAACAAACACCAAUGUUGACAUCAGCGGUGGUGCAGCACAAGCUGGCAGUUCGUCCCUCUCGUAACGUCCAGGCCUCAAAGAACCCCUUAAAAAUCCUGGCGGCCCGAGACGACAUCCGUCACGAAUACACAGAGCAGAGACUGAACGUUGGUCAGCUGGAGAGCAAGAGAAUCAAACAGGAGAAGAUGAGUAGGAGCCCCAGUUUGUCGGACGCAGCUUUGGCUGGUUUGGCCAGUAAAGAGAACUACAGCAGCGUGAGUCUGCGCAGUGUGAGCAUCUCCGAGCAGAUGACCAAUAACAGCGCAACUCCUUACAAAAAACUCAUGCUCAUGCAGGUCAAAGGUCGACGGCAUGUGCAGACCAGACUAGUGGAGCCCAGAGUCUCCUCUCUUAACAGUGGUGACUGUUUUCUACUUGUGACACCUGAAUAUUGUUUCGUUUGGAUCGGGGAGUUUGCAAAUGUCAUAGAAAGAGCCAAGGCAUCAGAACUGGCCACCUUUAUCCAACUAAACCACGAUCUUGGUUGUCGAGCAACACAUGUGGAUACCAUUGAGGAAGGGGUGAACUCCCAAAGUCCCACAGCUGCAGAGUUCUGGAAGAUUCUGGGAGGACCAGCCAGCUAUCAGUCGGCUGGGUCUCCAGAGGAGGACGAGAUGUUCGAAAGUGCAGUCGUGGAGACAAACUGCAUCUUUCGCCUGGUGGAUGAUAAACUGCUUCCCGAUGAUGAUUUCUGGGGAAAAGUGCCUCGAAAUUCCCUGCUGGGCUCUAAAGAGGUGAUUGUGUUUGACUUUGGUAGUGAAGUUUACGUCUGGCACGGUAAAGAGGUCACACUGACACAGAGGAAGGUGGCGUUUCAGCUCGCCAAACAUCUUUGGAACGGCACCUUUGAUUACACAAACUGUGACAUCAAUCCUUUAGACCCUGGAGGACAUAACACUCUGAUACCGAGGAAAGGUCAAGGACGUCCAGACUGGGCUAUAUUUGGUAGACUGACUGAACAUAAUGAAACGUGUCUGUUUAAAGAGAAGUUUCUGGACUGGAAAGAUGUCUCUCGACUCUCACCUAAAACAGUUCAGGAGCAGCCCGUCCAGCAGAAGGAGUCUCCGGUGUCAGACUCUCGCUCUGAGUGUCGGGCGUACAGCGCCUCUCUGAUGUUACCGGUUCUGCAGUCACCCAUCAGCACCAUUCUUGACGGUCAGGAUGUGGGUCGAGGGCACGGUCCAGUUGAGAGCGCCUCUGAGGAUAACCUGCGGUCUCUGGAGAUCAGUACGGUAGCUGUCGACGUUUGGCACAUUCUUGAGUUUGACUACAGCCGGCUGCCCAAGCAGAGCAUCGGUCAGUUUCACGAGGGAGACGCCUAUGUGGUGAAAUGGAAGUACAUGGUGAGCGCGGCAGUGGGCAGCAGACAGAAACCGGAUCAGGUACGCAGUGCCGGUCCAGGCCGAGAGAAGUGCUGUUAUUUCUUCUGGCAGGGCAGAAACUGUACGGUCAGUGAGAAGGGAACGUCUGCGCUCAUGACGGUUGAACUGGAUGAGGAGAGGGGAGCUCAGAUGCAAGUCCAGCAGGGGAAGGAGCCGCCCUGUUUUGUGCAGUGUUUUAAUGGAGGGAUGAUCGUGCAUUCUGGGAAGAGAGGGGAGGAGGAAGAUAACAUUCAGAAUGAGUGGCGUCUGUACUGUGUACGGGGUGAAGUGCCAGUAGAGGGACAUCUGUUGGAGGUUGCGUGUCACUGCAGCAGUCUGAGAUCACGCACAUCAAUGAUCCUGCUGAACAUCAACAAUGCCCUCAUCUACCUGUGGCACGGCUGCAAGACUCAAACCCACACUCGACACGUGGCUCGAACCGCUGCCGACAAGAUUAAAGAGCUGCGACCACUGGAGGCGGGACUUCACAGCAGCAGCAAUGUGACCAUUCACGAAUGUGAGGAAGGUUGUGAGCCGAUGGAAUUUUGGGAAGCUUUGGGAAGAAAAGACCGCAAGGCUUAUGACUGCAUGCUGCAAGACCCCGGCAAGUUUAACUUCACACCACGACUCUUCCAGCUCAGCAGUUCUUCGGGCGAGUUUGUAGCGCAGGAGUUUUUUAACCCAUCCAGAGCUGCAGACCUGGUUUGCUCCUUGCCGUUCCUGCAGGAGGACCUGUACUCCACCCCACAACCAGCUCUUUUCCUAGUGGAUAACUAUCAUGAAGUUUACCUGUGGCAGGGCUGGUGGCCACAGGACACAGAGAGCCCCGGCUCUGCCCGAAUCCGCUGGGACUCGGAUAGGAAGUGUGCCAUGGAAACAGUGCUGCAGUACUGCAGAGAGAAGAAUGAGAAGAAGCCUCAGAAGUCUUACCUGAUCCAUGCUGGACUGGAGCCACUGACCUUCACAAACAUGUUUCCCAGCUGGGAGCACAGAGAAGAUAUUGCUGAGAUCACAGAGAAGGAGGCAGAAGUGUGUAAUCAGAUUAUUCUCGUCGAGGAUGUUUUGGCCAGACUCUGUCAGAGCAUCUAUCCGCUCGCGACGCUGCAAACCCGUCCCCUUCCCCACGGCGUCGACCCUCUGCGAAUCGAGAUGUACCUGACAGAUGAGGACUUUGAAAGCGUGUUGGAGAUGAAGAGAGAAGAGUUUGAUGCUCUGCCAGGAUGGAAGCAAGUGAACCUAAAAAAAGCCAAAGGACUCUUUUAGAAACCUGAUAUAAGAAAUCAUCACUGUUUAUUUCCUCUAUGACCACCGGUUCUGCCGUCACUUCGGUUAUUUGACCUCGUUCGGUCAACGGAGGUGAUUGCGCGUAUUGAGAACAGGGUAAACGGUCAGGUCAAAGGUCACUUUAGGAUCUACAGAUGCACCCGCUGUGGCGUCCGCUUUUGAUGUAUUAUCUGUAUGUGGAGGUGAUGUGUAUGUGUCCGACUCCUCGACGUGUCCGUGUGCUACGAUUUGACGGUCACGUGCAGUCAGUGUGUGCAGUACGACAUCCAAAACAAGUCUUUUGUUUAUCCGUUUUGGUUCGUCUUUUGAAAUAUGGAAAUCAAACACUUUCUCAUUCAUGUUCAAAGCUGGCGCCCGUCUGGGCAUGCUUUGGUUCAAACUGCGAUGGGGUUUUGUUGUAACUUUUAUUUAUGUUUGAAAAAUCUGCUUAAUCAUUUGAAAAUUGUAUAAAGAAUUAUGUAGGAAAUCAAGAAAUGGCAGAAAAUCCUGCGUGGUUUCUCUUAAUGUCGUCUGAUGUCUUAGAGUCUUGUUGAUUUGAUUUAAGAGGAGUUUACAUGCCACUGUACGUCUGUGUGUUUGUGUUUUUUUUUCAGUGUUUUUGUGUGAAUGGCUGCUGAUCUCUUUAUGAGCUGUGGGGAGCGUCAUGUUUGUUUGUUUGCAUUCAGACAGGAUGACGUUUUGUAUGAGCGAAGGAAGAAAAUGAAUUAAUUUAAAUGUACAGUAUAGUGCCUUGCUUUUGUGUACAGUUUCUAUACCAAACACACACUAGUCUGCAUUUCAAAGACUUUCUUUGUGAUAAAAGAAAUAGCGAAUAAAGCAUCAUGAAAAAUC
Messenger RNA from Misgurnus anguillicaudatus (oriental weatherfish), 10109 nucleotides. Lineage: Eukaryota; Metazoa; Chordata; Actinopteri; Cypriniformes; Cobitidae. The record is from RefSeq and is a predicted model, not a curated record.